UAUUUUGGUUCGUAGACAAGACCGUGAAAAAUGCCACAAAAAAUUGUCUGUACUUCGGCAUCUCACUCGUUCUCAUCAUAUUCUGUUGCAUCGAAAUCGGAUGCCAACUGUACAUGGUUACCCAAAAGCCAACGGUUUCACAAUUCUUCACCUUCGGCCCGAUGUUUUUUACCUCUUUUCACGUGCUUUGUUCUGUAUGCCCAGUGGUAUUCCAGCGGUAUCACUAUAAACAAAUAUACCGUGUUUACAUGAACCUGUGGCCCUUAAAAGUAGCUGACCAGCAAGGCCUUAAGGAAAUCAAGUAUCUGUUUAUUAAAGGUUCAUGUAGUGUUAUCUUUUAUGCUCUAAUGGCUUCUAUAAUCAGCAUUGCCUACUUGCCUCUACGAGGAUUGGAUUUCGAUAGAAGUAUUUGGCCAGCUAUAGCAGCCCUUAAACUGUUAAAAGAUGGACCCCAAUCAUUGAUUUACGCGGUCAUAUUCAUGAAUUACGGAUUAGUAUUUGCAAAAGCGUAUUAUCUGGCCAUAUACGGGAUGCAUUUAAUGCACAUGUGCACCCUCUAUGCUAUUCAGAAUAUCUUGUUAAGAAGGAGAAUUGAUUGUAUUAAUAAUGAUAAUGAGGAUAUUUCACCGUUGGUACUUAUCGACGAUAGAAAGUAUCAGGAGAGAGUUAAAAGAGAGUUGAAAGAAUGUAUUAAGUUGGAUAUAAAGUUGAAACGAUUUUCGACUUCGCUUAUAGAUUACUUCAAGUGGGUUAUGAUUAUGCACGUAGGAAACGCAAUUAUUAUUUUAAGUAUGCUGUAUUAUGUUAACCUUUUUAUGAAUGGAGGCUAUGAUCCCUUAUCUACGAGGUGUUACGUACUAGGAGCAAACUUAAUGGCAGUCUGUUAUGCUCAUUAUUCUGAAAUAUAUUUUGAGCAGACCGAUUUAAACAGAAAUGCCCUUCUCAAGACCCCUUGGUACACAUUUAACAAUAGUAACAGAAAACUGAUGCUGAUUUACUUAAGCAAUCUUUCAAGGCCCCAAUACAUAUCUGCCGGUGGGUUGCUUGAUGUCAAUUAUUCGCUUCUUAUUGUGGUGAUGCACAAGUGUUUUAAUAUACUCACCAUUCUAAAGACCAUGUCACCUGAGGGGAUUUAGUAACACAUGGGCACUAAUAUUAUCGAUUAUUUGAACACCCUGAUGACUAUACAAA
Molecule: messenger RNA, 1191 nt
Organism: Anthonomus grandis grandis
Lineage: Eukaryota; Metazoa; Arthropoda; Insecta; Coleoptera; Curculionidae
Exons: 7
Coding region: 114-1136 (340 amino acids)
Biological process (GO): sensory perception of smell; detection of chemical stimulus involved in sensory perception of smell
Cellular component (GO): plasma membrane
Molecular function (GO): odorant binding; olfactory receptor activity
Source: RefSeq, a predicted model, not a curated record